Molecule: messenger RNA, 2226 nt
Organism: Dioscorea cayenensis subsp. rotundata (Guinea yam)
Lineage: Eukaryota; Viridiplantae; Streptophyta; Magnoliopsida; Dioscoreales; Dioscoreaceae
Product: cullin-1-like
Exons: 1
Coding region: 1-2226 (741 amino acids)
Biological process (GO): ubiquitin-dependent protein catabolic process; protein ubiquitination
Cellular component (GO): cullin-RING ubiquitin ligase complex
Molecular function (GO): ubiquitin protein ligase binding
Source: RefSeq, a predicted model, not a curated record
AUGGAGGAAGGCAUGACAACAUUGGAAGAGCUACAGGGUAAUCUAAAGAAGGUCAUUGAAGGGUUGAACAAGAAGUUAGAGGAGGAUCCGAAUUAUCAUCCGCAGUUAAACUCUGACAACGUGAUGGGAUCCUACACUACGGCAUACCAUAUAUGCACAGCCAACAGCGACGACUUGUAUUCAUUAUACAAAAAUUUGCUUUGUGAUUACAUUAAUGAGACUCUGUUAUCAUGUUUGAGUAUAAAACAUGAUGAAUUAUUUUUGAAGGAGUUUAUUAGAAGAUGGAAGAAGUAUAAAUUGAUAGUAGGGAAGGUUUCCAAAGCCUUUAUUUAUCUAGAACGUUUCCAUAUAGUAAGAAAGAGCCUUCCAAACCUUGGUGAAACUGGGACUCUUUGUUUCAAAGAUUUGGUUUACAAAGACAAGCGUGAGAGAGUGAGAGAUAUUGCUGUUUCAAUGAUUGAUGAAGAACGUGAAGGGUUGAAGAUUGAUAGAGCUUUAAUGAAUGAUACUAUUAAUCUUUUUGUUGACUUGGGGAUUGACAACAAGAAGGAUUCCUAUUGUUUAUACAGGGGGGAUUUUGAAGAUCAAAUGAUUGAAGAUAGUGGAGAUUAUUAUAGACAUAAAGCUUCAAUGUGGAUGGUGGAUUAUUCUUGCUCAGAGUUUAUGGUGAAGGCUGAGAAUUGUUUGAAGGAGGAGGAGGAAAGGGUUUUGCACUACCUGCAAGCUACACCGAAGGAGAAACUCCUGGGGAAAGUGGAGCAGGAGUUGUUGGUUGCACCUUUAAACCAACUUUAUGAAGAUGAAGAUUCAGGAUUGAUUUCUUUGCUUCGGGAUGACAAGGUUGAUGAUCUUGCAAGGGCUUAUGGUUUGUCUUCUAGAGUUAUUGAUGGUUUAGUUCCAGUUUCACAGGCAUUCAAACAGUAUGUUACUAGUGAUGGCAUGGAAUUGGUUAACAAAGCAGAAGAGGAUGUAAGCAAGAUGGGAAAAGAAAUGUCGUCGUCGUCGGUGUUGCAAGAUCAACAAGUUGCCUUGAUUGGAAGGUUCAUUGAGCUGCAUGACAAGUAUCAGUCUUAUGUCAAAGGUUGUUUUCAGAGUGAUCAUAUGUUUUUUAAGGCUCUCAGUGGAGCCUUUGAGACUUUUCUGAAUAAGUCUGUGGCUGGGAUUUCGAUUGCCGAGAUGAUUUCAGUUUUCUGUGAUCGCAAGCUGAAGAAAGGAAGUGAAAGCAAUGAAUCAGUUGAUGCUACACUUGAAAAGGUGGUUAAAUUGUUGAUGGAUGUCUAUGACAGAGAUAUGUUUGCUGAAUUUCACCGGAAAAAACUUUCACGUAGAUUGCUGUUUGAUAAGAACGAUUCUGAUGAGCAAGAGAGAAAUUUCCUCUCAACUUUGAAAGAACAUUUUGGAAGGCAAUUUACUUCAAAAAUGGAGGGCAUGGUCACAGAUUUAGCAUUGUCCAGAGAUAGCCAAACUAAAUUCAUAAGCCAUCUUCAGGACAAGGUUGAUGCUAAGCCAGGAUUUGAUUUCUCAGUUACUGUUCUCACAUCUGGAUUCUGGCCAACCUACAAAACUUUUAAUCUCAACCUUCCUCCUGAAAUGCUCAAGUGUGUGGAAGCCUACAAUCAGCACUAUCUUGCCACAACCAAUAAAAGAAAACUUACUUGGUUGUACUCAUUAGGAACCUGCAACAUCAAGGCACACUUUGAGCCUAAAACAAUGGAGCUUAAUGUUACCACCUUCCAAGCUUGUGCUCUUCUCUUGUUCAACUCCUCCCCAAGAUUGAGUUAUUCAGAGAUUAAAGAUCAGCUUGACUUGAGUGAUGAUGACUGCAAUCGACUGCUUCACUCCCUUUCAUGUGCCAAAUACAAGAUCCUCAACAAAGAACCAAAUACGAAAACCAUCUCAAAGACGGAUUACUUUGAGUUCAACUCAAAGUUCACAGAUAAAUUGAAAAAGAUCAAGAUACCUCUCCCUCCAGUGGAUGAAAGGAAGAAGAUAGUUGAAGGUGUCACAAAAGACCGGCGGUUUACCAUAGAUGCUGCUUUAGUCCGCAUUAUGAAGAGCCGCAAAGUUUUGGGCCAUCAUGAAUUGGUCACACUAUGUGUUGAAGCUCUUGCUCCUUUAUUCAAGCCUGACUUCAAAGUCAUCAAGAAGCAGAUUGAAGAUUUGAUUACCAAAGAUUAUUUGGAAAGGGACAAGGAGGACAGCGAUACUUAUAUAUAUAUGGCCUGA